Bactrocera latifrons is the source of this 6299-nucleotide messenger RNA. Its product is annotated as kinesin-like protein unc-104. Gene Ontology annotation, molecular function: ATP binding; microtubule binding; microtubule motor activity. The coding region runs from base 727 to 6171 and encodes 1814 amino acids. Gene Ontology annotation, biological process: microtubule-based movement. The record is from RefSeq and is a predicted model, not a curated record. The transcript is spliced from 30 exons. NCBI's taxonomy places the organism in Eukaryota, Metazoa, Arthropoda, Insecta, Diptera, Tephritidae.
UAUCGGCAGCAUUUUCCAAUCAGCUGGUUGUGCGAAGGAAAAAAAAAAACAAGCAAACUAGAUUUUUAGAAAAGGGGCACAUUUGUCUAUUAGGAAAAUUCGAGGAGACGCAAACGGUGCUGGUACUUGCGCGCUAGUGGCAGCGAAAAGUUAUUGUGUGUUUCGCAGGCGCAUGCAAUAAAGCAACAAAAACAAUUGCAAGUAGACUUUUGACUGGACGAUUUCCACGGACGAUGAAUAAGUGAAUUUUCCUGUCGUCGCUCAAGUCAGACGAAGUUUUCUCGCCUGCCCGUCCACUCUGGCUACGCGCUACGCAACGCAAGCAAAAGUUUUAGCAAAAAAUAAGUGUAUUUUCAUUAUUAAGCAAAGCAAUUUCCAGCUAAAAAUUAAAUUGAAUUUCAUGAAACAUUGCAGAAGACGUGAAAAAGUGUUGUGACUUGAUAAACUGAGAAAGUGUAAAACAAACUGUUCCUUGGCAAGUGUUUGCUAAAAAAACCAGUUGCCGUUUUCUUGCAGUGCUAAUCUUAAUUAAUUAUUAAUUACUGCGGGAAGUCGUCACUCGGCGUGUGGAAGACACUUUCAAUAACAUUCUUUCCGGCGCAUUCUUCAAAGGCAACCUUUGCUGAACUAACUGACCUCAUAGCAUAACUAAGCUUCGGAUUUGGGAUACUCCCACGCAAGCUUCUAGUGCGUUAUUAAGGCCUGUGGGCCUCUCUCACCGCCAAAAUGUCGUCCGUUAAGGUGGCGGUUCGAGUGCGACCCUUCAAUUCGCGUGAAAUCGGUCGAGAAUCAAAAUGUAUAAUUCAAAUGAGCGGUGCAACCACCGCUAUCACAAAUCCCAAAGUACCAUUAAACAGCAGCGAAGCCAUCAAAAGCUUCAAUUUCGAUUAUUCCUAUUGGUCACACGAUCCACGGGAUGCCGAAUUCUCCACCCAAGAGAUGGUCUACAAGGACAUCGGCGAGGAGAUGUUGCAACACUCCUUCGACGGCUAUAAUGUAUGCAUAUUCGCCUACGGUCAAACCGGUGCCGGCAAAUCAUACACAAUGAUGGGCAAGCAGGAGGAGCAUCAAGAAGGCAUUAUACCGAUGAUUUGUAAGGAUCUCUUCAAUCGUAUACAUGACACGGAAACAAACGAACUCAAGUAUUCGGUUGAGGUUUCAUAUAUGGAAAUCUAUUGCGAACGUGUACGCGAUUUAUUAAAUCCGAAGAACAAAGGCAACUUGCGCGUACGUGAGCAUCCAUUGCUCGGUCCAUAUGUGGAGGAUUUAUCCAAGUUGGCCGUCACCGACUAUCAGGACAUACACGAUCUCAUCGAUGAGGGCAACAAAGCRCGCACCGUGGCCGCUACCAACAUGAAUGAGACCAGUUCUCGUUCACAUGCUGUUUUCACCAUAUUCUUUACCCAACGUCGUCAUGACAAYAUGACCGAUCUGACCACCGAGAAGGUUUCGAAAAUUAGCUUAGUCGAUUUGGCUGGCUCCGAACGCGCKGACUCGACUGGCGCCAAAGGCACACGUCUMAAGGAGGGCGCCAACAUCAAUAAAUCUUUGACAACACUUGGCAAAGUUAUAUCGGCCUUGGCCGAAAUUGCUUCUAAGAACAAGAAAUCAAAGAAAGCCGAUUUUAUACCAUACCGCGACUCCGUUUUGACCUGGCUGUUGCGCGAGAACUUGGGUGGCAACUCUAAGACCGCCAUGAUUGCCGCGAUCUCACCAGCUGACAUUAACUACGAUGAAACCUUGAGCACAUUGCGUUAUGCCGAUCGCGCCAAACAGAUCGUUUGCAAGGCCAUUGUCAACGAGGACGCCAAUGCCAAGCUUAUACGUGAGCUUAAGGAAGARAUACAGAAGCUGCGCGAUCUCUUGAAGGCCGAGGGCAUUGAAGUGCAAGAAGGGCCCGAUGGUAAAGUGGUUUGUGAGAAGCGCGAUCCGAAUAAAGAUGAAAUGACCAAAUCGGGCAGCGGAACAAUUAAGUCGCCAACAAAGACACGCAAUCGCAACGGUUCGACUACCGAAAUGGCAGUGGAUCAGCUGCAGGCCAGCGAGAAAUUGAUUGCAGAACUCAACGAGACUUGGGAGGAGAAAUUAAAACGCACCGAAGAGAUACGCCUGCAACGCGAAGCGGUCUUCGCUGAAAUGGGUGUAGCUGUCAAGGAGGAUGGUGAUACCGUUGGUGUAUUCUCACCAAAGAAAACACCACAUUUGGUCAAUCUAAAUGAAGACCCAAACUUAUCGGAAUGUCUGCUCUACUACAUUAAAGACGGCAUUACGCGUUUGGGCACACACGAGGCCAAUGUGCCGCAAGAUAUACAAUUGUCCGGUUCGCAUAUAUUGAAAGAGCAUUGCACUUUCGAAAAUCGUAGCAGUACCGUUACGCUCAUACCGCACAAAGAUGCUUUGGUCUAUUUGAAUGGUCGCAAAUUAGUCGAACCGGAGGUGUUGAAGACCGGCUCGCGUGUUAUACUCGGUAAAAAUCAUGUAUUUCGCUUCACCAAUCCCGAGCAGGCGCGUGAGUURCGCGAUAAGAUCACUGAGAAUGCAGAGAACGAGAAUGAGACGGAGAAGUGCGACACGCAGCAGGUGGACUGGAAUUUCGCACAAUGUGAAUUGUUGGAGAAGCAGGGCAUAGAUUUGAAGGCCGAAAUGCAAAAGCGUUUGGAUAAUUUAGAGGAGCAGUACAAGCGUGAGAAGAUGCAAGCCGAUCAGCAGUUYGAGGAGCAGCGUAAGAACUAUGAAGCACGCAUUGAUGCGCUGCAAAAGCAAGUYGAGGAGCAAUCGAUGACCAUGUCGAUGUACAGCAGCUACUCACCCGAAGAUUUCCAUCAAGAGGAAGAUUUAUACACCAAUCCACUGUAUGAAUCCUGCUGGUCCGCACGCGAAGCCGGCCUAGCUGCUUGGGCAUUCCGCAAAUGGCGUUACCACCAAUUCACCUCGCUGCGCGACGAUCUCUGGGGCAAUGCAAUAUUCUUGAAAGAGGCAAAUGCCAUCUCUGUAGAGUUGAAAAAGAAGGUGCAAUUCCAAUUCACGUUGCUCACCGACACGCUCUACUCACCACUACCACCUGAGCUGGCCUCAGCCGCUACGCCAUUGCAAAGCGAGGAUGAGUUUGGCGCGCCACCAGUUUCGAAGACUAUUGUGGCUGUAGAGGUGACCGACACCAAGAAUGGCGCCACACACUAUUGGUCCUUGGAGAAAUUGCGCUAUCGCUUGGAGCUAAUGCGCCAAAUCUACAAUGUGGAGAGUCCACCAUCGUCCAUGCUUUACGACACAAGCUCGCUGUGUGGUGAUAGCGCUGUGCUUACGGCCGAGGCUUUGCAUUACGAUGGCAUAAUACCGUAUACCGCAACUACAGUUACUACAUAUAACGGCGCAUACCCGCCACCAAAUAAUUCCGACAAUACUCACACAUACCCACAGUCCCAAUUACAAAUACAAAAUCACGUUAACACUACAUCAUCGUCGUCGUCGCUGUUGGCACCUUUAAGCGAUAGCCUCUCGUCGGCGGUGCGCACGAGUCCGAAGAAAGCCGGUGCUGGCAGUUCACCAUCUCGUCUUUCAUUGGCUAACUUAAUGCCAUCUAGACAACGCUUGGAGUUAAUGCGCGAAAUGUAUCACAACGAGGCUGAACUGAGCCCUACUUCACCCGAUUACAAUGUGGAGAGUCUUACAGGCGGCGAUCCCUUCUAUGACCGCUUUCCUUGGUUCCGUAUGGUCGGACGUUCGUUCAUCUAUUUGAGUAACUUGCUAUAUCCGGUGCCAUUGGUUCAUAAGGUGGCUAUUGUUAAUGAACGUGGCGAUGUGCGUGGCUACUUGCGCGUGGCGGUGCAACCAGUUUUGGAUGAGGAGUCCAUUGACUUCAACAAUGGCGUUAAGCARUCGGCACGCUUAGUUUUCAACGAAGAUGAUGCCAAGCCGAAGUAUCGCGCACUGAACGAGAAGGAUGAUGUGCAGCGUUAUAUCGAUAACGGUGGUUUGGACAGCAAACUUGAAGAACUUGAGGAUGCUGAUUCCGGACGUGGCAUUGAUUCAAACUCAGCUUCUGAGUGCCAGGAAGCCAAUGAAGAGCCUGGUGAGCAUUUGCAGGUCGGCAAGGAAUUCACAUUCCGCGUAACCGUACUACAAGCUACAGGAAUUGGCGCUGAAUAUGCUGAUAUUUUCUGUCAGUUCAACUUCUUGCAUCGUCAUGAGGAGGCUUUCUCCACCGAACCGGUCAAGAAUUCCGCAUCGGGCGCACCACUUGGCUUCUACCAUGUGCAAAAUAUAACUGUACCAGUUACCAAAUCGUUCAUUGAAUAUUUGAAGACACAACCGAUCAUGUUUAARAUYUUCGGRCAUUACCARACACAUCCUUUACAUAAGGAUGCCAAGCAAGARUUUGUCUCACGACCACCRCCACGUCGCAUGCUUCCACCAAGCAUUCCCAUUAGCCAACCGGUGCGCAGUCCCAAAUUUGGACCACUACCAUGCCCAUCGACGUCAACAGUUUUGGCAAAGCAUGACGUCUUGGUUUGGUUUGAAAUAUGCGAAUUGGCUCCGAAUGGCGAAUAUGURCCAUCGGUGGUUGAGCAUAGCGACGAUCUUCCAUGCCGUGGUCUAUUCCUACUCCAUCAGGGCAUACAACGUCGCAUACGUAUCACUAUUGUACACGAACCGACAGCCGAAGUGAAAUGGCGCGAUAUACGUGAGCUCGUCGUUGGACGUAUACGCAACACGCCCGAAUCUUCGGAUGACUUGGAUGAGGACUCGUGUGUUUUGUCGUUGGGCUUGUUCCCUGGUGAAACUUUGGACGUACCCGGCGAUGACCGUUCAUUCUAUCGUUUCGAAGCUGCUUGGGAUUCGAGCUUACACAAUUCCACUCUGCUGAAUCGCGUUACACAGGCUGGAGAGACAAUUUACAUUACUUUGAGCGCUUAUUUGGAGCUCGAGAACUGUGCGCGCCCUGCUAUUAUCACCAAAGACCUCAGCAUGGUCAUUUAUGGACGCGAUGCACGCACCGGUCCACGAUCGUUGAAACAUCUAUUCUCUGGACAGUAUCGCAAUCCAGAAGCAAAYCGUUUGUCUGGCGUGUAUGAGUUGUCGUUGCGUAGAGCCUCUGAAGCAGGUAGUCCAGGUGUGCAACGACGUCAGCGACGCGUCUUAGAUACSAGUUCCACUUAYGUGCGUGGCGAGGAGAAUCUCUCUGGCUGGCGGCCACGCGGCGAUUCGCUCAUUUUCGAUCAUCARUGGGAGUUGGAAAAGUUGACGCGCCUCGAGGAGGUGGGRCGUGUACGCCAUUUGCUGUUGUUGCGCGAACGCCUCGGCAUGGAUACAAAUCCAAAUCCCACAACCAAAACAGAGAAGGACGUCUGUAAUUUGGCAGCGCGUGCCGCCACCUCACCGGUACAUAUGGUCAUACCGCCAUCACCACAGACACCCGUCAAGGAUCCACAACAGAUUGUGCCCGAACGGGAGUACAAUCAGAGAGAGCAGGAGUUGAUGAUGAAGUGCUUGAAGCUGGUGCAGGGCACCUACAACAAAGCAACAGAUCCCACAGCAGAGCCAGCCACACAGUCGGAUGUGUCGCCGAGUGAUGAGGGCUGCGCCGACAUGACCGUUAGCUGCAUCUCCAGCAACUCUAUCGAAACAACACCAAAAAUUAGACGAAGGUUAUGUUCGCCCGAUCGCGCUGAUGCGCCCAACGGUUGGGAAGCGCCAGCACCCGCUACGCAACCGGCAUUACCGCUACGCUUGUACGUACCCGAGUUGGAGGAGAUUAGGGUGAGCGCUGUGGUGGCGCGCAAGGGUGUGCUGAAUGUAUUGGAGCAUGGCGGUUCGGGCUGGAAGAAGCGCUGGGUGAUUGUGCGACGCCCUUAUGUUUUCAUCUACAAAUCCGAAAAGGAUCCAGUGGAACGUGCAGUAUUAAACUUGGCGACCGCACAGGUUGAGUGCAGUGAGGAUCAGGCAGCGAUGGUUAAGAUACCCAACACAUUUAGUGUGGUCACUAAACAUCGUGGUUAUCUGCUGCAGACGUUGGGCGAUAAGGAGGUACACGAUUGGCUAUACGCCAUAAAUCCGCUACUGGCUGGACAGAUAAAGUCAAGACUGGCACGUCGCACACUGGAGUCGGCAUCGCAAACCGCAUCACAAAUUCAAGCCACAACGGCGUCAAAUGCACAGACAAACAACAAAUGAGAUACAAUUACGAUGGAAUCCGUAUUAGUGUUUUAAGGGCAGCGUGUUUCUGAACAGUAUAUGCAAAAACAAAAACAAAAACAAUAUGAGAUUACAACAAUAAAAGAAUAAUUAUGUAUUAUUUAGCU